AUGCCUGUUGAUCGCCUAUUAUCAACACUCUUGCGAUCAUUGCAAACCUAUACAGACCAACAAGACACGCCUCGAAUACUCGGAACAGCCUCCUCGCUGUUGACGACUCUCGGAAACCCGCAUAAUCUCAGCCUCCUGACCUCCCAUAUUCUCACCGCUCCCGCGUUCUGGGACCGCCCUGAUGGCGUCCGAACGCCCCUGCGGUUGCUCUCUGUCUUCCAUUCGACCGUUACUACCAUCAUAAACCACCACAAUGAUGUGCGGUAUAACCAUGCACCGAAGCUUCUGCCGGGACAAGUGCCCACGGGUGGGGGACUGUCGCUGGAUGACUGGAUACGCGCCGUAGUCGCGGGAGCAGACGACCGGAGUCAACGAUGGAAGCAUCUCAUUGUGCUCGGCGGGCUGUUAAUCGGGAUAGGAGGUCUGGAAGAACAGGGUUUAGAUCUAUACUGGGCAUCUGCGAUGAGGAAGAGGGUGGAAAGCGCACUCGUGCGGGCGACCAACUUGGCUUUGAUGGAGGUGCGGGAACGCUCUGAGGCGGAUGGGUUAGGUGGACAGACCAUUACGCUGGUGCUAAAUCAUGUUUUCGGGUGCCUGGCGGAUGCGGAAAAGGCGCAGAUUGAUUAUGAUUUGCUCUUACCGGUCUUGAUUGGGACGGCGUACUACUCGAACGAGGGAUUUCAAUCAGCCUACUUCCUUGGGGGCUUGGAUUUGGAUGUACGGGUCACACAAGAUGGGAAGUUGGACUGGAGUGCACUCUCGAGUUCGUAUCGGCAGGUCCAAGGCAUCAUGAACAGGCCUUUGGUAGCGUCCAUGGGUCCUCUAUCGCGGCUCAUCGCCCAUGCCGUAGAGAACGUGAAGAACCCUUGGAUUAUACAAACUAUGAUGGACGACCUAGCAAGCUUCUCUCGGGCACUUACCACCCAAUGGCGCCAGAUCAAAUUUUCAGACGUUGACCCUGCCGAAGAGGCGGCACAGUUAGAAGAGGAGGCGCUUCAGAAGACCACACCGCAACUGUGGAACUUGCUCAAGGCUGCUCUUUUUGCCACUACUAUCAUAUUGCGAGGCGUCUUCACUCGAACACUAGGCGACAGAGCACUUGCAGGCGACGCUAUAGCUCCUAUACUUGCUUCGCAAGCUCUCCAGACCCUACGCCACCUUUACUUCAUUACAUCACGACUAGGCCCAGCGUCGUUUUCUCAACAUACAUUCGUGUACUUGACCGCCAUCGAUAUACUGACUGCGUACCCCAACCACGCCGGCAAGUUUCUCAAAUCUAUCGCUCCGCAACACCUAGGCCAGAUCCCACGACACCCUCUAGACCGUAUCUUAGACCUCUAUUUCCUGAACACAGCCGAGCACUUCACCCUUGUAUUACCCCCAGCAGCGAACGAAGAUCUCCUCGUAGCAUCAGCAGUACCCUACCUUGCAGCCGGCGAGAACAGGCACUUGCUACCUAUCUUCGAAGCUGCACACAGCGUCAUGCUCGCUGUCCUCUCCGCCCCUCAAUCCGCAGAGAUCACAGCAAAGCACCUCCCCUUCUACAUUGACGCGCUCUUCAGCGUCUUUCCCCACAAUCUAUCACCGCGACAAUUUAGACUGGCGUUCAAAACGCUUAUGCGUGUUACAGCGCCUCCGUCGACUCUUUCAGCUUCACAUCCUGAUUUGCCAACAACGCUGCUGGAGCUUGUUUUUCAUAGAGCACUCCAUGCACCAACACAUGCCCUACCACCAGAUGAAGUCUCCCUCGCUCUCCAAGGCUCCGACGCUCCACCACCAGCGCUUUCAGAACAAGCCGUUCUCGCUCUAACACUCAUUGAUGCGUUACCUUACCUUCCUAUCCCACUGCUGGAAGAGUGGAUGCCACUUACGGCGGAACUACUAAAUCACAUCAACGACCAUAGUAUGCGGGAGAGUGUUAAGGCGAGAUAUUGGGAAGUAUUAGUAAACGGGGAGAUGGAUGCAGAGCGUAGCGGCGUGGCUGUAUUAUGGUGGACCACAAAAGGCGGGAGGGAGUUAGUGCUGUUUGGAAGAGAAAGCGUUGAUGAGCAGAUAGGCAUGAUGAGUGGGGCGUUGCCGGUUGAGGAGCGGAACGUGAGAGCAAGCAAGCUGUAG
Cucurbitaria berberidis CBS 394.84 is the source of this 2115-nucleotide messenger RNA. RefSeq lists its product as uncharacterized. The transcript has 3 exons. NCBI's taxonomy places the organism in Eukaryota, Fungi, Ascomycota, Dothideomycetes, Pleosporales, Cucurbitariaceae. The coding region runs from base 1 to 2115 and encodes 704 amino acids. The record is from RefSeq and is a predicted model, not a curated record.